Molecule: messenger RNA, 764 nt
Organism: Notechis scutatus (mainland tiger snake)
Lineage: Eukaryota; Metazoa; Chordata; Lepidosauria; Squamata; Elapidae
Source: RefSeq, a predicted model, not a curated record
CCGUGCGCGCCGACCGGAUGCGCGGGGGCCGCAAUAAAUUCGGCCCGAUGUACAAGCGCGACCGGGCGCUGAAGCAGCAGAAGAAGGCGCUGAUCCGGGCCAACGGCUUCAAGCUGGAGACGCUGCCGCCUCUGCCGCCGCCCCCGCCGCCGCUUCCGCCGCUGCCCCCGCCGCCGCCGCCGCCCCCCAUCGUCUCUCCGGUGCAGGCGGAAGACUACGGCGGGCUGCCUCCCUCCCUGCACGGCCUGGCCCACCACCAACACCCGGCCGGCUUGGCCAAGGCUCUGCCUCCCCCCAGCGCGGCUGCCAUGACGCCCAUCGACUACGAGCGCAGCCCCUACGGGACGCCCGCCCUGGCCGGGCCCGGCCCGGUGGGUCCCGGGCUCCUCUCGGGCUACCCUUACCCGCCUUUCGCCAGCCGGGCCAUCAAGUCCGAGUUCCCGGAGCCUUACGCCGUCCACCCGCACGAGGCCGCCCCGGCGUACCCCUUCCCGGAGCCUUAUCCCGGCGCCGGCGGCGGGGGCGGAGGAGCCUCUCCGGCCACGGCGCUGGACGUGCCCGAGGUGAUCCUGAAGCUGCUGCAGCUGGAGCCGGACGAGGCGCAGCUGAAAGGCCGCAUCCUGAGCUGCCUGCAGCAAGAGCAAGGCGGCAGGGGCCGGCCGGAGAAGCUGACCACCUUCGGACUCCUCUGCAGGAUGGCUGACCAGACCCUCUUCGCCAUCGUGGAGUGGGCGCGCAGCUGCAUCUUCUUCAAAGAGCUGGAG